AUGACUGCAAAAUUUCAGAGUCUUGAAAACCUCCUUGAAGACAAGUUGAAAAAGAUUGAAGGAAGAUUAAAUGGUAAGUUGAAGUGCACCAUACUGCUGUGUUUACAAGAUGUUUCCCAUUGUGAAUUAAUUAUUCCAAAUCGCUAUAUAGUCAUUAUUGGGUGGCCAUUAUAGGCAGCGGCAGAUUGAGAAAGAUACCUGAAAAAUAUAAACAAAGGCCCUUCGCUCAAAACAUCGAAGUUCUGCUCAUAUUUUUUAGGUAGUUGUAUCUCUCUCAAUCCACAUAGCUAUAUAAUAUUAUGUUAUUGAGGUUAUAAAAUUAGUUCGAUGUUUUGUGUUUCUUUUACUUUUAGCAACAAUGAUCUGAGCGAUAAAACUGUCGCAAGCAAGUUUAUUUAUAAUAGCUAGUAAUAUAAUAAUUAUACUAGAAAUACAUGCAUGCAACAACCCCUCGCCUAUAUUUUCCAAACAUUGUUUCGACAUAAAGUAUGGAAGAUAUUAUUUCGCUGGCCUUAGGGUGCACGUGACAAAACGUAACAAAGCAACGACUAACCCUACUCCAAACACCAACUCUAACCCUAAUCCUUACCCUAUAAACCCUAAUCCUACUCCAAAUUUGUUUCUAAACCAAUCUUGAAGAAAAAAGUUUUGACGAAAUGUCAUUUGAGGUCAGCAAAUAGUUGAUGCCAUGAAGUAUUCGUAAUUACGCCAACACUGAGCGCAGGCUCGCGUUGCUCACGUCAUGUUAGUCAUGGCAACACGAUAAUUGUUUUUUUAAUUUUUUGUACAAACCUUCAAAAAAUAGAUGAAACUUGAAUACUUUUAAAUACAGAACUAUCAAUUUAUAAAAUAUAUAAAGUAGGUAUAUUAUUUUGUUCUCUAUGGGCUUUUUUAAUGUAAAAUUCAAAAUGAAACUCUACGUAAAACGUUUUUAAAUGUGAAUUGAAAUUAACUGCUUUUUGCCGAUAUUUUUAAACUUCUCAACUCGAGCUUCAACUUUUUACUCGCACUUUGAAAUUAAAUUUAAUUCGUACAGGACGCUAAUGAAAAUAAUUUGCUUUCCUUUUUAUUAUGAACUUCUACAAAAGUUAAUUUAAGUAAGAAACUUUCGCAUACAAUGCAUAGGAAAGACUUGAACAACAAGAACAAAGUCUAUAAUAUUACUAGAAAUACAUGCAUGCAACAACCCCUCGCCUAUAUUUUCCAAACAUUGUUUCAACAUGAAGUAUUCGUAACUACGCCAACACUGAACGCAGGCUCGCGUUGCCACGUCAUGUUAGUCAUGGCAACACGAUAAUUGUUUUUUUAAUUUUUGUACAAACCGGGAAAAAUAUAUGAAAUUUGAACACUUUUAAAUACAGAACUAUCAAUUUCUAAAAUAUUUAAAGAAGGUAUAAUAUUUUCGUUUCUAUGGGCUUUAUUUUAAUGUAAAAUUUAAAACGAAACUCUACGCAAAAGUUUUUAAAUGUGAAUUGAAAUUAACUGCUUUUUGCCGAUAUUUUUAAACUUCUCAACUCGAGCUUCAACUUUUUACUCGCACUUUGAAAUGAAACAAAUUUAAUUCGUACAGGAGGCUAAUGAAAAUAAUUUGCUUUCCUUUUUAUCAUGAACUUCUACAAAAGUUAAUUUAACCAUAGGCAGCCCAGCAAAAUGUGUAAAAAUGCAUUAAAAGCUUAAAAAUACGUAUAAAGUUCGUCUCAAUUUGCUACCAAGCGAUUUAUUUGUGUAGCUCAUUAUACAUGCAGAUUCCGAUGUUUACGUCAUUGUAUUUUCAUCGGAAUCUGCAUGUAUAAUGAGCUACACAAAUAAAUCGCUUGAUAGCAAAUUGAGACGAACUUUAUACGUAUUUUUAAGCGUUUAAUGCAUUUUUACACAUUUUGCUGGGCUGCCUAUGAUUUAACUAAGAAACUUUCGCAAACAAUGCAUAGGGAAGACUUGAACAUCAAGAACAAAGUCUAUAUUAUUAAAUACAAAGUCAUACAUAAACAAUUGAAACAAACUUGUCCUAUACUUUAGGAUUUAUCAUAUAAUAUCAAUUCUUAUCAAUGUUUACGUUUAAAAAUUGCAAAAAAGUUGUACAAUUUGUUAUGUGAAACGAUUUUCCGAGCUUUCUUACAUGUAUUUUUUUAUAUUUUUUGCCUUCUUCACUCCUGGCAAACAGCCAUAUUUUGAGAUCAGUGAUGACCACCCACUCAACACCGUUGGUGAGCGCCCACGAUCAUUGAUGAACUUUAGACUUCGCUAAUGCUUUUGUUUCCCCGGGUGUAAAUAGCCGGGGGGAAUUAGUACCCUCGCACGUCGUCGGCUCGGGGACAAAGUCAUACAUAAACUUAGCCUGAUAACAGACCUACGCUUCGCCCGCCCUAAAAUUCACGGGUCGACGAAGGGCGAAACGUAGGUGUGAUGAAAAUGUUGUCAAAAGUGCAUGUAAGUCGACCGCCUGGCGGUCGACAAAGCUGAUUGGCUAAUUCACAGGGAAAUAGGUUGUGAUUGGUCGGUCGCUAACAUGAAAAGAUUUGAAAAGAUCAAUAUUUUCAACGGUAAAUCAACGCAUAUAAAUAUGCAUACAGUUAAUAUUCUAAAUAUUUUGUGAUGCCGAACGACAACUAGUCUAUGAUCAGUAUCUUAAUCUACCGUCUAAAAUUAAAACUAGAGGGGAGUAGAUCAGUACGUGUCAAAUUCUUCAGCGUUGUAUCUUUCCGUUGUAAUAAACAAUACAAUAUAUAAUUUUUUAUACACGAUCUAAGUUUUGUGAUUAUAAAUCAUAGUAAAACUCGGAUACAAAUAUGUGCGCAUUCAUGAUUUACAUUUUGAUAACAUAGCACGUACAAAAUAUUUUAUUUAGAUUUUACCAUUGUAUGGCGAUUUCAAAAUGUAUAAAUUGUAAGAGUUGGGAUGCAAUUCAACAAUGGCACAUUGGCCAUUGCCAAAUUUGCGUAAGCAGAUUUUAUCGCAUUUAUAGAAUGUGUUGAAAAUGUUGUAUUAUUACUAGCUGUAACUGUUCAUUUACAAAGGUUUAAGUAUAUAACUGCAACGGGCUCCAUGGCGUUACCAAUAUUUUAAAUAUUUAUCCGAAUAUCUGCACUUAUCGACUCUUACUAGUUUACAUGCAAACUUGCAAUAAAGUGAAAUCGACAACUUUCAUUGUAUUUUUAGGUAUUACAUGUGUGUCAAUCAUCAUCGUUAAUUAUUGCAAAAUGCAAAGUGGGCGGAAGGCGCUUUUGACAACAUUUUCAUCAGACCUACGUUUCGCCCUUUCCGUCGACGAAUUUUAGGGCGGGCGAAACGUAGGACUGUUAUCAGGCUAACAUAAACUAGAAAAUACAUGCAUGCAGAAACCCUCGCCUUGCUGACAAAACCAUUGUAUUUUCCGAACAUGAAGUAUCUAAAGUAGUUGUCAUGGUAACACGAUAAUUUUUUAAGAAUCAGUGUGACCAGAUUUGGUAAAAAGUUUUACUUUAGGUAAAAUUUCGUGAAUUUUCAAGAAAAUUUUGUAAUGAGUUUCUUUUGGUAAAAUUUUGGUAAAAUAUGAAAGGUUUGAAUUAUUAAAAAUAGUUGGUAAAAAUGUGUGUUUUUUGUUUAAUAACGUGCUCAAAGUGAUGAACAGAACUGCCAAGCCUAAGAAAUAAAGCCUUAUCAUUAGCAAAAACUGCAAUACGAUUAAAGCAACAAGUAUUUCGAGACAAUUUUUGUUAAUAUUUUUUCUACUUUGAUGACGUAACUAUUGUUUUUUGGCAUUAUCAUGACGUAAUUAUUUGGGAAGCCGACAUUUGGUAAAAUUUUUCUUAAUUUAGUAAAAUUUGAACAAAAUUUUGGUAAUGACUGCUGAAAAAGUCUGGUCACACUGUUAAGAAUAUUCUUACAAAUAAAAAAUCGCUUAAAAAUAUCACUUUUAAUUACAAAAUUAUUAAUUUCCCAACAUAUAUAUAUGUUAGGUAUAUUAUUAUACGUAAUAUAAGCCUCAAUUUAAGGUAAAAUUCAAUCACAAACGCUUCGCAAAACGUUUUAAAGUCACUAGUGUUCUUUAUGAAACUAAAGUAACUGCCUUUUAAUUAAAAUGGUUUUAUCGAUAAACUUUGAGUUUGCAAUAAAAUGAUUUAAAAUUCUCGCUUGCAAAUAACUUUGCUUUCUUUUUUAUUUAAAAAAAUUCAAUAUCAUAAAAAAGGGAAUCAAUAGUUAAAGAUACACUGAAAUUAUAUGCUGUCUUGUUUAGUUGUUUCAUUAUACGCAAAGGCCGUCGGGUUUUAAACCAUUAUAAAAUCAAAAUUUAAAACAAACUUACCUUCGUUAACGUCGGAUCCUUUCUAUUAGCCGAUUCUUUCGCAGUUUCUUUCUAAGAGAGCUUUUGAAAUUUACAAAAUCUCGCAAAAAUGAAAUAUAUUUGCAAGAAAUGUUUGUUAUUUCGCUGUCGUCUGUCGUCAUGCAGUCGUUAUAAUGCAAACUUUAAAUUGGACCAAUCAAUGUCCGCUAUUCAUGACAGUCCGCCAUAUUUUUGAGAUCAGUGAGGAUGACCACCCACCCAACACCGUUGGUGACCCACGCCCGCGAUAAUUGAUGAACUUUAGACUCCGCUAAUGCUUUUGUUUCCCCGGGUGUAAAUAGCCGGGGGGAAUUAGUACCCUCGCACGGCGCUUCGCGCCGUCGGCUCGGGGACUAGAAAAUACAUGCAUGCAGCAACCCCUCGCCUUUCUUAGCAGAUAAAGUAUAAAAACUCCACAUAAAGUAUUAGACCAUUAUAAACAAACAUAAAAACACAACUGAUGCACUAGCUUUAUAAUGAACGAUAACAUUCACUGCAAUUUUGAUGCCUACCAGCUUGCAUUUAUAAAGUGAAUUAACGAGUUAAGCAAGUACGGCAUGGAAUUUUACUACUGAAAUGUUUACACUUACCCAAACCGGCACAACAACGAUUAAAUAUCAAAGUAUCAACAUCAAAACAUCAAAACAUCAAGACAUCAAAACAAUUAUUAUACAAACUUUGUUUCACGGUUGAACAGCCACUAAUUCAUGAAAUGCAGGCCUAUUUCCAGUUAAAACCGAGAAAAAAAAGUGUUGUACCUUUUAACGAAAUUUAAAACAAAAAAUUGACGUAAAAUAGCAAAAUACGUCCUUUCAAAAUGAAAAACAAUUGCUUCGACAGAGUUUGUACUCGCGCAUGCGCAUAACGUCGAAAACCGUUCAUGACAUAAACAAAAUGGAGGACAACUUUGCACCAUUGCUUUGCACCAGUGAACUCCAUGUCUUUUAUCUGGAAUGAUAACAUGCUGGAGAAACGUGAAGCCAAUACCAACGCCACUUGACGCGCGCUGAUUCGUGAUAGACCGCGCGGUGAUGGCGUAUAAGGAGACUGAAACUGACGUACUAUAUGGCGUGGCGAUCAGACCGCGCGGUGAUGGCGUAUAAAGGGACUGAAACUGACGUACUAUAUGGCGUGGAGGGCUGACGCCACUGCUCACGCGAGGCUUCACUUUUUAACUGCCAAAUGACUGAAUGUUAUCGUUCCAGGUAAAUAGAUUGAGUUCACUGCUUUGCACUCCGCUAUGUUUUCACAUACCCGGGUAUAAUUAGCCGUGAGGAAUUAGUACCCUCGCACGGCGCUUCGCACCGCCGGCUCGGAGACAAUUGAAACAAACUUGCCCUGCACUGUAGGCUAUACUUUAGGAUUUCUCAUACUAAAUCAAUUUUUAUAAAUGUUCACGUUAAAAAAUUGAAAAAAAAUACAAUUAAUUUGUUAUGUGAAACGAUUUUCCAAGCUUUCUUAUAAAAUGUAUAGGAUGUAUUUUUUAUAUUUUCCCCUUCUUCACUCCUGGCAAAGUUGGCAAACAGCCAUAUUUUGAGAUCAGUGAGAUGACCACCCAUACACCAUGCGCCCGCAAUAUUUGAUAAACUUUAGACUUCGCUGGUGCGUUUCUUUCCCCGGGUGUAAAUACCCGGUCGGAAUUAGUACCCUCACCCCGGGCUUACGCCCGGAACGGCGAUCCGCGCCGUUCGCUCGGGGAUUACUAGCUAUUAUAAAUAAACUUGCUUGCGACAGUUUUAUCGCACAAAUGACAGAUCAUUGUUGCUAAAAGAAACACAAAACAUUCUCAUUGUCAUUGAAGAGUUUGCAACCUAUAAAAUAAUUAUGGCAGGAAAUCCUCGCUAAUUUGAAUGGCUUGAAAACAUUCAAGUUUUGAAGUAUGAACUAUCGUUUCUCGUGUGGCAGUUUUUUGCUCAGAUCAUUUUUGCUAAAAGUUUCUUAUAUACAUGGCCAUGGUAUAAAUUUACAUUUUUUAUUUCAGCGAAGUCACUUUAUGUUCAAAAUUAAACAAGCACAGGAAAAACUUGUAACGAUAUCCUAACAGCAAAUAAAUUCGCCUGCGUCAAUUCCUUUCCAGUACACACCACAUGCGAUAUACUUUUUAACACUCGUGUGUUACAUUUAAAUAAUAUAAUUAUUUUAUUUUAUUUCAGCCAAGUCAAUCCCGGGAAAGUCUUGUAAAGAUAUCAUAGCAAGAAAUAAAUUCGCUGUAUCAGGAACUUAUUGGAUCCAGCCUGCAGUCAAUAAGUUAUUUCAAGUUUACUGUGACAUGGAAACUCACGGGGGAGGCUGGACCUUGGUUUACAGCUACACCUUUACAAAUUACAACAGUUUUACCUCGCCAAGCAAUGCCGUAACCCCCCGUCCAAACUGGCCUGCCAGUGACGCCAAUGUCCCAAUCUCAACCACUCCUCCACUCAGUGAGUCAUCUCUUGGGGCUGUAGACUGGAAUCUUUGGAAGACUAUUGGAAAAGAGUUCAUGAUCAAGUCAAAUAUCAAUGAUUGGAUUGUUUGUCAACCAAAUGGUGGAAGUCUGGUCACAAAGAUAGAAGGAUCAAUGAGUUGUCAGAAUAUAAAGAACGUGGCAACAGCUUGUGGUGGUGUGGCACCGUAUAGAGUUUUUUGGUACAAUAUUGGACCAACACUCCAUGCUUCUUCGUAUUACUAUUACUUUGAUGGACACACAGGUAAUAGCUGGCCAACACAUGAUCCUUGUGGCAAAGAUGAGACUGAUUACAAGAAAGGAGUCAGCAACCCUGGCGGACAAAUCUAUCUUCGCUAG
This is a messenger RNA of Paramuricea clavata, 7082 nucleotides long. NCBI's taxonomy places the organism in Eukaryota, Metazoa, Cnidaria, Anthozoa, Malacalcyonacea, Plexauridae. The record is from the annotation of a GenBank genome assembly.